Molecule: messenger RNA, 798 nt
Organism: Ctenocephalides felis (cat flea)
Lineage: Eukaryota; Metazoa; Arthropoda; Insecta; Siphonaptera; Pulicidae
Gene: Rpp25
Product: ribonuclease P protein subunit p25-like protein
Exons: 4
Coding region: 93-734 (213 amino acids)
Biological process (GO): tRNA 5'-leader removal
Cellular component (GO): ribonuclease MRP complex
Molecular function (GO): RNA binding
Source: RefSeq, a predicted model, not a curated record
CGUAGCUGCUCUUUGACAGUUAGUUAGGUUAAAAUAAACGUGCCGACUUAUAAACAUAAAAUGAAGUUAUUAUUAAUUAUUUAUUAUAAAUAAUGGAAAACUAUAGCAAAGGAAAAAAUGUCGAAGAACCUUUUGACAAAGAUAAUAUUCCUAUCCCAAACUUACAACCAGACUUCCUUUGGAUGCAUGUCAAAGGAGGCACCAAAAUAUUCAAUGUGUUACAACAUGCUAGGAAAAUAUUUGAUAAAAAAGAAGCCCGACAGGUAGUUUGGUCCGCUAAUGGAGGAGGUGUCAGUAAAGCUAUUACCUGUGCAGAAAUUAUGAAAAGGGAUUAUUAUCCUUUACAUCAGAUAACUAAGAUUUGCUACACGAAAGUUGAAGAGUAUUGGGAUCCAAAAAUAGAGGAUUUAGAGCAAAUCGUGGUCACUAGACAAAUUCCAGCAAUACAUAUAUUAUUAAGCAUAGACGAGAUAGAUACAAAUGAACUUGGAUAUCAACCUCCGGACAGUACUAAUACAUUCUGGAAUACUGACACAGGUCCGUCACAGCCUGUAAAAAAAUUUAAACCAAGAUUCGAUUACUACAAAUCAAACAGUGGAUCAGGAUCAAGACAAUCACCGAAUGUUGCUGAAGAAUUUGCUCAAAUGGGUUUACAAUCCGGUGAAACAAAGAAGAGGCUGAAAGCCAAUGAUUUUAAAGGCCCUGUGACAGAAAUCUCAGGGAUGCAGAACUAAUAACAUGUCGUUUAAAACGUGUUGAACAACUAUGCCAGUUGCCAACCUCUGUACUUCAGCAACU